Closterium sp. Naga37s-1 is the source of this 462-nucleotide messenger RNA. Lineage: Eukaryota; Viridiplantae; Streptophyta; Zygnematophyceae; Desmidiales; Closteriaceae. The record is from the annotation of a GenBank genome assembly.
AUGUCCCUUGGGGGGACCACAGGCGACAACACGUGCCUGCUUCGGAAGGCUCCAGAGGAGGAGGAGGAGGAGGAGGAGGAGGAGGAGGAGGAGGAGGAGGAGGAGGAGGAGGAGGAGGAGGAGGAGGAGGAGGAGGAGGAGGAGGAGGAGGAGGAGGAGGCGAUGCAGGCGGAGGGCGUGCGGGAGGUGGCCGUGGCAACUGGCCUGGAGGUGCUGUACCAGGAGACCCCCAACUACCGCGGAGCGGCGGCUGAGGCUGACCGCAUGAUCGAGCCAAGGGAGGCGGCUAGGCAUGCCUGGCGAGUGCCAGACCUGGGCGUAGAGCCUGUUGCUAGUGCUGCAGAGGAGGCGGUUACUGAGGGGGCUAAUAGUGCUCUCUACGGCCUGGCCCCGAGAGCCAAGAGAGUGGAUCCCUCAACAGCAAACCAUACGUCCCAACAUGGGAGAGUGAGCCCAACUUAG